Molecule: messenger RNA, 273 nt
Organism: Solanum tuberosum (potato)
Lineage: Eukaryota; Viridiplantae; Streptophyta; Magnoliopsida; Solanales; Solanaceae
Product: actin-like
Exons: 4
Coding region: 1-273 (90 amino acids)
Source: RefSeq, a predicted model, not a curated record
AUGGGUGAACUAGAAAAGAGGGAGGAGAGCUCCCCCAUUGAAAAGAACUAUGAAUUUCCUGAAGGACAAGUUAUUGCCAUUGGUGUUGAGAGGUUCUAUUGCUCAGAGGUCCUCUUCGAGUCAUCUAUGAUUGGUAUGGAAGUUGCAGUGAUCGUGAAUAAGACACUCAAGAGAAGAAAAGAUGACACAAAGAUGGUUAGCUACAAGAUGUGGAUUUCGAAGGGCAACUAUGACAAAUCUGGUCCAUCCAUUGUUCACAGGAAAUGCUUCUAA